CCAUAAACAGAUAAACACCUAGGAGAGUUUCGUUCGGACAUUCUAGCUCUGUCACAUCCGUCGCUAAAUAAGUAUUAGGGGCUUCUCGUCGUGUAGAGGCUCGUUGGCCUGGGGUGCGAAUUGUGCGGGCAAGGUAGAGAGCGUUUGGCUGGUGGGUGAACUGUCAGAAUGCGUGUCGUUGCCCCACGCAUCCCAAAAUACCAGGAUCAGAAAUACGGAGUAGGUAUACAGUAGGUACGGCAUAGGUACGUCUGCUACGGAGUAGACUUGCUAUACGAACAACUAUACCUACAAUAUAGGAGAGAUCCACAUUUUUGUGACGCGACAACGUGAUACUGACAUGUUCUAAAGAAUUACGGUGGCUCAGAGUCGUUUAUCUCUCUUCCUUUCUUCGCUGAAGUUUUUAAAAGCUACCUUGCUAGUCCCCCGCCUCGCUCGCGUCGUGAUGCUGCUUUUGGAGUUAAUUUAUCGCGCGAGAUUAGACACGCUCGACUGUCAUUCCCACAGGAAGAGCUCUGCAGAGCGUAUAUGAUCGGCGCCCUAACCUCUCUCGGGGAACCCUACUGAACUUAAUUAAAGCGGCAUUUCGUCUCAGGAGAAACGGACGCGUCGGCGACGACCUGUGAAUGUCUCCAGCGCGACUUUCCAUUUCUUAGCAUCAGAGGAAGAGCUGACUUUUGAGUCGACUAAAAAAUUAGAGGAAGCGCGACUUACCAUUACCAUUUAUAAUUUCCCAUUCUGUGCAAUAUUUCCCAUUUUUGAGGUGCCUAAAAAAUAUUUCCCAUUUUUUAGGUGCCUCAAAAAUAUUUCCCACCCCAUGACUGGAGCGCGAGUAGUCUUCGGAGCACCCGUUUCUCCCAGGCAACCCGUUACGGAUCGCCGCGGUUUUGUUGGUAGCCAGAGCGUUCCUGUAGAGGGAUGCUCGGAGUUCAUGAUGUCGCAGAGGUUCGGCGACGCACCGUUCGGUAGCGAGUCAGCAUUCGACUUUGAGCAGCAGCAGCAGCAGCAGCAGCAGCAGGAGCAGCAGCAGGAGCAGCGGCAGGAGCAGCGGCAGGAGCAGCGGCAGCAACAUAACACUACUCAUCAUCGGCAGCAGCAACUUCAGCAGCAACUUCAGCGCGGUUCUAUGAGCAUGGACCUCUCCCCUUCCGCGUACCACCAGCAGCAGCAGCAUCAGCAGCAGCAUCAGCAGCAGCAUCAUCAUCAGCAGCAGCAGCCGCAUCAGCAGCAGCAGCAGCAGCAGCAGCAGCAGCAGCCUGAGCAGUGCCCCUCUCCAUGGUCUGUUCUUCAAGUCGAUUCGUCUCUUGAACCGCGGGUAUCGUCACCCCCCAUUCCCCCUCUCUCCCCUUCCGCGGCUCCCUCUACGCCCCGACCCCCCCAUCGUUCCCCCCGCUCCCCUCCCCCGCGGUCUCCGCCCCCGCGCUCUCCUCAGGCGCGCUUCCGUGGAGUGGCGCUUUCAUCUCCCCGCCCGCGCUCCCCCCUCGCGCAACCCCUGGGGGAAGGUCGCCCCCGCCAGGAAUCCGCCUCUCCCAGAGGGGAAACCCCCCCAAGGCGGCUGCGCGGGCAUAGGCGCUUCAGCGCGAGCGUGGGGGGCGUGCACGAGUUAGGGCUGGGGAAACGAGGCUUGGUGUCAAGCUCGGUGUCAGGCUCGGCGGCAGGCUCGGUGGCAGGCUCGGUGGCGGGCUCGGUGGCGCGUUUGGCGUCAGGCUUGGCACUGGCAGAACUGGAGCGGACAGACUCGGGCGAGGCGGUUUUGGCCGAACCUGUAGACGUGGUUUGGACCACAGGUCUGGGCGUUGGUGCGUCUCUCCAAGGAUCCUGGCCGUCGAUUCCUGACAGCAGUGGUACAAGCAGCGAAAACCACAGCACUACAGCCAGCAUUGUUGAAAUCAGCAGUGGGUGUACCAGCAGCAGCAGCAGCAGCAGCGGAAUACGCAGCGAAAGCAGAGGCAUUGGCGGCAGCUCCCGUUGCCACAGCAGCAGCAGCCGUGGUGGCAGCAGCAGCGGCAGUGGUAAUGAUCGUAGCAGCAGCGGGGGUGACCGCUGCAGCAGCAGCAGCAGAGAGUCUGGGGUAGGAGUGGGACCCAGUUUAUUAGGCUCCAAGGCCAGAAGCCUCACUGAGAGGGGGCCAGGCGCGCACAGGCGCAGCCACAGCACCAUGGGGGAUUGUGGGGCAGCAGCAGCAGCUGCGGUGGUGCCAGUAGCCGCAGCUGCGGUGGUGCCAGCAGCAGCAGUGGCAGCGGUGGUGCCAGCGGCAGCAGUGGCAGCGGUGGUGCCGACGUUGACAGCAGCAGCAGCAGAGAGUCUGGGGUAGGAGUGGGACCCAGUUUAUUAGGCUCCAAGGCAAGAAGCUUCACUGAGAGGGGACCAGGCGCGCACAGGCGCAGCCACAGCACCAU
Closterium sp. NIES-67 is the source of this 2399-nucleotide messenger RNA. The record is from the annotation of a GenBank genome assembly. NCBI's taxonomy places the organism in Eukaryota, Viridiplantae, Streptophyta, Zygnematophyceae, Desmidiales, Closteriaceae.